Messenger RNA from Canariomyces notabilis, 1100 nucleotides. RefSeq lists its product as uncharacterized. The transcript has a single exon. Lineage: Eukaryota; Fungi; Ascomycota; Sordariomycetes; Sordariales; Chaetomiaceae. The record is from RefSeq and is a predicted model, not a curated record. Bases 149 to 856 code for a protein of 235 amino acids.
GGCAGGACGGACUGUCGGGAAGAGAGGCCUUUUGGGCCGAUCGGUAGCCGACGAUGAGGAUGAAGCGAAUCAGUUUAGGCUCGGGGAGCAAAGUUGUGUGAACACAAAGGAGGGCUUACAGGCACUGUCUCUGAAAUUGUUGGCAUUUAUGAGACGGCUCGGCAUAGACCAGGCUGGAGGAUGCGAAGUGGGAAGUGCUGUAGUGGAUGGCGAGGUUGCUGCCCUCCCAAGCAUGCCCCGACGCAUCGACGGAGUCGACGAUGGCUUCCCCGGAAAUACCAACGUCGCGGUCGAAGCAAUGGAAACGCAAACAUCCCGAAAAAGUGAAGCAAUCCGUGGCGUUCAAGCAGAGGAGCAUGGCAAUGCCAACCCACGGGAAGAGGAACGAGGAGACUGUACGCUCGCCGAGGCGCCCUCCUGGUUUGACGACAAUCAGGGUAGUGAUACGAGGGACAAGGACAAAUCAGUUUGCAGAGAGCAACUCACUGUGCCAAAACCCCUCCGCACCGCGCGCCGGCGGUACUGGUCCUCGUCAUCAUCCUCUUCCCCAGGCCUCUUACGCCCUGAAGGCUUGCAAUCAUGGCGUGGGACACGCCGAUGCCAGCCCAGCGAUGAAAGCGGUCGCGCUGAGGUACAUGAAUACUGCCAUCCCGUCACACAAGCUGGUUCUUCACGCUCUCGUCCUCGUUCAAGCAUCUCGAAACUGGGGCUUUGGGAACAGGCGGCCAACAUAGGUUCUAAACUUAGCACGUCCUGGGCUGGACUCUACCGUCACGGUGCUACGAGCAGUAGCAAAAGCAACAGCAAGAACAACGGUAGAAACGGCAGCGCGAAAGGGCAACAACAAUCAGGAUAGGGGGAUCUUACGCUUAUAAGUUGCUCAAUAACGACGCAGAGGAGAGAUUGAUUUGCUUGUUCUUAGUAAAAUGAACCUAGGCACAAUAAAGCUACCUAUAAGUAUGGGUGGUACAAGUGUCCCAAGGCCAGUUGGGGGAGAGGUUGCUGGAUAACAGAGGAUCGUCGUACGGUGCCCAGUUCCUUUCCGAGCAGCACUGGACUCAGUAUAGCAGCCGAUAAUGGUCAACUAUACCGGUAUGGCC